AUGAACGGGUGUGAGAUGGGAGGAUUGGCUGUGUACCCCAAUGAACCCUCGCCAUGGUAUGAGUUUGAGCUGCUCAAGAAGGGCCCAGGCGAGGGCGGUGGUCCGACCCUCUUCCUCCAUUAUAAGGGCAGCAACAAGCAUGUCAUUCCGGGCAUGUCGUGGAAAGGCCAUCCGGAAGGCUGCAACCAGGGAGGACGGAGACACAGAAAUUUCUUCGAAGACGACCCUCCGUGCAUCUCGGGGCCGGCCUCGACUCGGGAGCAGCUGACGGGGUGCCUGUGGAAAACGUCUUCACGAUGCAUGGGGUUCGUCCCGACCGAGUCCAGGCGAAUGCGGCGAGACUAUUACCACCAGGAGAAAGUCAUGGCUGUCUCCGUGGACGACUUCAUCUGGGACCGAUUUCAGACCAUCGUUUCUUGGACGCAUCAGCGGUGGGUAUGGCACACGGAAACAGUCCUGAGCGAAUCAUCUCACGUUAUGUUUUACGAUGAUCUCCAGGCCAGCCCCAUGGGCAUGAUCGACCUCGCCGCGUUCAUGGGUCUGGAGUGUUCCGAAGACCAGGCCCGUAAAGUGUGGGAGUCUCACCAGAAUGCCGUGCCUCACGGCGACUACACCACUCACGGGCUCCAACUGGGCACUAUCGAAUGGAUGAACGCCACCAUGGCUAGUCUGCUCCCCACGGCAGUGUCGCUUCACUGGGGACUUAACCCGACCGACACCUGA
Molecule: messenger RNA, 723 nt
Organism: Ectocarpus siliculosus
Lineage: Eukaryota; Phaeophyceae; Ectocarpales; Ectocarpaceae
Source: the annotation of a GenBank genome assembly